AUGCGCACUGUGCAUCCGAGGCCUUUGCGCAGUCAUAAGACAUUUCAUCAAGCAGCUCCUGCACCGCGUUCUCCAAGUCCUGUGCAUCAAGACUUCGAUGAUGCGCAUCUUCCAGACGAGAAUAGAGCAGGAGAAAGCUUUAUGCCGGAAGCAGAUAAUUCAAGUGUACAGUUGGGACCUCUAUUUCGAACAUUUCAUCCUCAUCUCACAGGACUCAAGUGUGACAUCAAUGGUGAUUUUAUCAACCAGAAUGCGCCCCCAACACCCCAAACCGAAGCAUUACCCACCAACUGGACCCCAUAUGAAAGUCAUGUUGCAUUUGAGACGGCUGAAUUCCUCUUCACACACAAUCAAAUGUCUGCAGGGCAGAUUGAUACCCUUCUUGACCUCUGGACAGCAACACUCAUCAAACAUGAAGAUUCCCCUCCGUUUGCCACCCACCACGACUUAUAUGAUACCAUUGACUCAACUCCACUUGGUGACAUUACUUGGGAGAGUUUUUCAAUGUCAUAUAAGGGAGUCAAGCCAGCGGACAAUGUUCCACCAUGGAUGAAGGCUACAUAUGACGUAUGGUUCCGUGAUCCGCGUCUUCUCAUCCACAACAUGCUCACCAAUCCUGAUUUCGAUGGCGAGAUAGAAUAUACCCCAUACUGGGACUACAAUGACAAUGAUAAAUGUUGUUUCAAAAAAAAUUUCUUGGGUAAUUGGACUUGGAUGCAAGCAGACAAAAUCGCUGAAGAUCCAGAGAUGCAUGGAUCAACCUUUGUGCCUCUGAUUGUCAGAAGCGACAAGACUACGGUAUCAGUGGCUACAGGACAUACUGAUGAGUUAACAUAUUCCACGAAAGAACAUGCAGAUGACAUUGACUUUCGUAACUUCCGCCGGCAAUUAUUUUACUCCUCGCUUGCAAAUAUAUUCAAGUCCUUAAAGAAAUACAUGAUGACCCCCGAUAUUGUACGCUGUCCUGACAGCCAUUAUCGACGAGUUAUAUAUGGGUUAGGACCGUAUAUAGCUGAUUAUCCAGAACAAGUCUUACUUUCGGGUAUUGUUACAGGGUGGUGUCCGAAGUGUUUGAAUGAUCGCAGAAAUCUUGAUGGCAAUGGAUUACUCCGGUGCAGAGAGCACACCAACUUACUGGUUCAAGAACUCCAGCACAAACAGUUGUGGUAUGAGUACGGUAUUGUUGGAGACGUUGUGCCGUUCACAAAUGAUUUUGCUCGUGCAGAUAUACAUGAGCUUCUUUCUCCCGACCUCCUACACCAAAUCAUCAAAGGGACCUUCAAGGAUCACCUUGUUGAUUGGGUGGGAGAAUACUUAGAGCGUGUGCAUGGUUGUUCAUGCGCAGCAGAGAUUCAGGAUGAUAUCAAUCGAAGGAUAGCUGCAGUUGCCCCUUUUGCAGGUCUGCAGCACUUUCCAGAAGGGCGUGGAUUUGCCCAGUGGACCGGUGAUGAUUCCAAAGCUCUGAUGAAGGUCUAUCUACCUGCCAUCAAGGGCCAUGUCCCUCAGGAUAUCAUACACACAUUCAGUGCCUUCCUUGACUUCUGCUAUAUCGUCCGACGUGAGGCACUGACAGAGGAUGAUCUUGUACAGCUUGAAGAUGCCCUCCACCACUUCCACCAGUAUUGUGAGGUGUUCAAGAUGACAGGAGUUAGACUCACCUUCUCGCUGAAGCAUUACUCUUGUACGAUCCGGCUCUUUGGAGCACCCAAUGGUCUUUGCUCAUCCAUAACGGAGUCAAAGCACAUCAAGGCUGUCAAAGAGCCCUGGCGCUGUUCUAGCCGCUACAAGGCACUAGGCCAAAUGCUAAUGACAAACCAAUGUCUCGACAAAAUUGCUGCUGCACGGAGCGACUUCGAGGCUUGUAAUAUGCUCCAUGGAUCAUGUGUAUCUGAUGCUUUACAGGCGCUAAAAACCCAGCUUCCCAACCGUUUACAUGUCAAUGAACCACAACACCAGACCAUCGAGGGAGAAGCAGCUGAGAUUAUUGAUGGACCCGCCGCCAAAGCUCAUGUAGAGCUUGCUGCAAAGCCAGUAUUAGGCGGUGCAUGUGAUAUCCCUGCACUCACACUCAAACUAGGGCUUCCAAGCUUGCCUACUAUGCUUCACAUCGAGGACCCUGAGCCUCCCGCAUCCGAUCCUGCUAUGGCACCAACAUUUCUGGGCCGUAUUUCAGUUUUUAGCUCGGCGGCUGCAUCAUUCUAUGCCCCUAGUGACCUCAGCGGCACUGGAGGCAUGCGACACGAGCAUAUUCGUGCAACAACCUCAUGGCGAGGUGGUCCUGCUCGGAAUGAUUGUGUCUUCGUUAGUAUGAAUGAUGAGUUCAGUUGUGGCUUGGAUGGACUUGCUGUCACAAGAGUAUUGUGCUUUUUUAGCUUCAAGUACUGGACAGAGUACUUGCAAUGUGCCAUCAUUCGGUGGUUCUCAUAUAUCACUGACAGUCGGGAUCCUGACACUGGGAUGUACAUUGUUGCACCAUCAACCAAUGAUGAUGGCACACCAGAUGUCUCAAUUAUUCAUAUCGAUUGUAUAUUUUGCGCAGCCCAUCUGAUUCCUCUCUAUGGCACUAAUUUUCUACCUCGUGAAAUCACCCUUCAUGACAGCUAUGACGUGUUUCAUGCCUUCUACAUCAACAAGUAUGCUGACCACCAUGCAUUCGAAGUAGCAUGA
Suillus plorans is the source of this 2667-nucleotide messenger RNA. RefSeq lists its product as uncharacterized. The transcript has 13 exons. The coding region runs from base 1 to 2667 and encodes 888 amino acids. Lineage: Eukaryota; Fungi; Basidiomycota; Agaricomycetes; Boletales; Suillaceae. The record is from RefSeq and is a predicted model, not a curated record.